AUGCACCAAGCACUCACCCUGUACGAGCUUUUACAAGCCAUCUUUAACCAACUAGGCGACUCGACAGAGUUUUUCACGGAUCGCUCGGAGCGCAAACGGACCCUAGCCAGCCUCGCACGGACAUGCAAAGCGUUUACAAAACCUGCUAUCGAAGAGCUAUGGUACAUGAUGGAUGCUGUGGGCCUCUUUCAGAAUUUGAUACCCCAUCGGCUCAUCAUGACACCUACGGGUCCCACCUCGGACCCGCAUGGGUGGACUGUCAUUUCACAGAAGGAGACCUGGAUCGUAAGCAUCUGUCUGAUGUCCGUUUAUCAUCUUCUAACUAUCCGGUCCGUCAAAAACGCGCCUCAGCAUGACAUCCGGGCUUUAUCGACCGCUGAACAGGCAAGGCUCAUGUUUUAUACGUCAUCCAUCCAAAGGUUGUCCCUUCCCUCAUUUCUAUCAGGGUUACCUAUAGCAGCACCUGCCCUUCGAAUGCUUUUGUCUUUGCCUGGUGGUCUCGAGCGCGCAUUUCCCAAGCUCAGGGAGGUGUAUAUACUUGAUAAGUUCCCGGCUGCUCAGGCAUCCUAUGAGCCGUUUAUGCAACAUGCAAAAUCGCUCAACUUUCAGCCCACGGACAGCACUGGACGCGCUUCCUUACUGUCGCCAUCAAUCUCUCAGAUUAUUCGUCGGCUUGGCCGUCUGCAGUCAAUGAGCUGCACGCACAUUGACCAACCCACGCUAUUGCAUCUUUCGCAACUUCCGUGUCUCACCUAUCUCUCCUUCGACACUGGUCUCAACAUCUCGUCUGCUACAGAGCUUAUGUUCCCUGCACUUCGAUCCCUCCGAUUGACGUCCAAACGCUUCAAGCCCAUCAUCUUUUUCCUGAAGAGACUCGCCCGGUUCCCGUCCUCGCUCCACGUGCUCACGCUCGAGCAGGCGCCAACUCUCUCCGAAUCAGAACAGCUGUUCGCCGUCAUAUCCAAACACCCUACCACGGAUCUUCAGAGCCUCUCCGCGAUGUAUUUCGAAGGUAACAGUGACGACCCCGGCGCCUCGAUGACAUUCGACACGAUAGUGCCGCUUCUCAGGUUCUCGAACAUGAGGGUCUUCAACUGGUACUUCUCCAGCCGCAUCGAUCUCACGGACCUGGACAUCAUACUGAUCGCCCACGCGUGGCCCAAGAUCCGGCGGCUGUCCGUUUGCUCGAGCGUCGAUGACUAUACCCAUAAACCCAGGAUCGAGAGCCUGUUCGCCAUGGCGAAGCAGUGCCCGUAUCUCGAGCACCUCGAGCUGCCCGUUGACAUAGCGAAAUUCGACCGCGUGCCACUCGGUGAUCCCGCUGAUGGAUUCGCUCAUUCGCAGCUGCGGAGGUUGCACUUGACUUGCGUCGUGUCCUGCGCGGAUGAGGACGCGAUCGUCACGCUCACGAUCAUCCUUGCACAGGUCUUUCCUCGACUCAGGUCCGUCACCGGCGUUAUGGUGGAAGAAUCGUUGAGACAAGGCGGGGCGGGCGCUGGCUCGAUGUGCGCGGAUUCGUACGUCAGCUCCGCGCUCGGUGCGUUGGGUCGGGCGAGGGUAGACGGGGGGAUACAGUCCUGGGUGGGUGAGGGCGUGAGAAGGAUGGUGCGCGAGGCUUUCAAGCGUGAGCUUCGCAGGAUGGAUAGUUCGGCUAGAUCCACUUUUGCAUGGUGAAGCGAGACGUUUGAGCUCUCAAUAACGAAAUAAUAUU
Molecule: messenger RNA, 1711 nt
Organism: Coniophora puteana RWD-64-598 SS2
Lineage: Eukaryota; Fungi; Basidiomycota; Agaricomycetes; Boletales; Coniophoraceae
Exons: 1
Coding region: 1-1674 (557 amino acids)
Source: RefSeq, a predicted model, not a curated record